AUGGCCGCCCCCAGGCGGUUUCCGACGCUCGUUCAGCUGGAGCAGCGAGAAGGGACGCUCUUCGAGGUGCUCGGUAACCUCACCAAGCGGCCCUACUGGUUUCACUCCGAGUACCUGAAGAGUCCGAGGGCAAUUCACCUGGAGGCCUGGCUGGUGGAAGCCAUCUUCGGCCUGGGCGGAGAGCACAUCCCGCAUGUCGAGUGUGUGUCGCAGACCCUGCUUCACGUUAAUCAGUGGGACCCAGACGGCGAGGCUGAGAUCUUGAUAUUUGGACGGCCUUACUACCAGAAGGAUGUAUACAAGAUGAUCAUGAACCUGGCUGACUAUCACCGCCAACUCCGGGCGCAGAGGACGGGGCCGGGGACAAUGAAAGGCUCUGAGAAGCCUCCUGCCCGGGAGGCCGGGACCCAGCGGUCCCCCUGCGCCGUCCGGCAGGCGGCCACCCAGCGGUCCCCCGGCGCGGCCCGGGAGGCGGCCACCCAGCGGUCCCCCGGCGCGGCCCGGGAGGCGGCCACCCAGCGGUCCCCCGGCGCGGCCCGGGAGGCGGCCACCCAGCGGUCCCCCGGCGCGGCCCGGGAGGCGGCCACCCAGAGCUUCCCCGAAGCUAUCCAGGGUCCGGUUACCAGAUUCUGA
Messenger RNA from Physeter macrocephalus (sperm whale), 633 nucleotides. It is a transcript of the gene KHDC3L, whose product is annotated as KH domain containing 3 like, subcortical maternal complex member. The record is from RefSeq and is a predicted model, not a curated record. NCBI's taxonomy places the organism in Eukaryota, Metazoa, Chordata, Mammalia, Artiodactyla, Physeteridae. Gene Ontology annotation, molecular function: RNA binding. The coding region runs from base 1 to 633 and encodes 210 amino acids. Gene Ontology annotation, cellular component: protein-containing complex. The transcript is spliced from 3 exons.